Messenger RNA from Trifolium pratense (red clover), 992 nucleotides. RefSeq names its product E3 ubiquitin-protein ligase RHA2A-like. Gene Ontology annotation, molecular function: ubiquitin protein ligase activity. Gene Ontology annotation, biological process: protein ubiquitination. Bases 158 to 652 code for a protein of 164 amino acids. The record is from RefSeq and is a predicted model, not a curated record. Lineage: Eukaryota; Viridiplantae; Streptophyta; Magnoliopsida; Fabales; Fabaceae. The transcript has a single exon.
AAAACAUCGUUUAUAUACUCUCCGAUAGAACCUCUUCUUCUCUCACAAUCCACACAAAAACGACACCACACCAUUUCACCGCUCUUCUUCUUCUUCUUAUUCUCUCAAACUCACACUCUUUGUAUUCACAAAUACAAACUCAAAACCAAAAACAGAGAUGGGUUUGCAAAAUCAGCUGAACGACGUGUCGUCUGAUUCAAUUCCGUUACUAGUUCUGAUGCACAUAGCCACCUGCGUCAAUUACAUCCGUUCGAUGCUUCUAACUUUCUUCCAAUCCAUCGGUCUCUCAUGUCUCCAAACCGAUCAGAUCGUCGACGACCACUUCUUAGCCGCUGUUGGAUCAGGACUCGCCGGACUCAUCAUGCUCUCCGAUCAACUCACUCUCAACAACCAAUUCUUCUACACAUACCAAGAUGCCGCUUCACCAGAUAACCACCGCUGCGUCUUUUGCCAAUCCAAUUUCCAAAACGGCGAUCAUGUUCGGAAGCUUCCUUGCCGUCACGUCUUCCACCGUCACUGUCUCAACGGUUGGUUCCAUCGGUACAACUUCAAUUGUCCUUUAUGCCGUUCAUCGCUUAUCUCCGAUGAGCGCGUGGCUCUCACUGAACGCCGUGUCGGUCGCCAACUCAUCUCAUGGUUCACACUUCGCUGAUGCGUCGUCGUUUCAGUCAUACUCACCCUCCAUUUUCCUCAAAUCCCAAUUUUACCCCUUCACUUUUUUACAGGGUCGCGGUUUUAAUUUAUUUAUUUCAUAGGGUAAAUUAGGAUAAAUUUUUCAUUUUAUCUUUUUUUACAGUAUUGAGUUUUUUUUUUAUAUAUAUAUAUAUAUAUUCUGGUGAUGGUAUUUUUUGAAGGGGUGUCUCUGGUGUUUGAGAAACCCUUUUUUGGGCUGAUGUAAAUUUUGGGCACUUUGUGUUUAUGGUUAAUAAUUGGAGACAUGAGCAAGUUUCUACAAAAUUUUCAUAAUGGAAUAGAUUAGACUUUCUUUUUUU